Messenger RNA from Suncus etruscus (white-toothed pygmy shrew), 948 nucleotides. RefSeq names its product olfactory receptor 7A17-like. The transcript has a single exon. Gene Ontology annotation, cellular component: membrane. Bases 1 to 948 code for a protein of 315 amino acids. Gene Ontology annotation, biological process: G protein-coupled receptor signaling pathway. The record is from RefSeq and is a predicted model, not a curated record. Gene Ontology annotation, molecular function: G protein-coupled receptor activity; olfactory receptor activity. NCBI's taxonomy places the organism in Eukaryota, Metazoa, Chordata, Mammalia, Eulipotyphla, Soricidae.
AUGGAUCCAGAGAAUGUAACUGGAAGGACGGAAUUUCUUCUGCUAGGAAUUUCAGAGGACUCAGAGCUGCAACUCUUCAUAUUUGGGCUUUUCCUGUUCAUAUACCUGAUCACUGUUUUUGGAAACCUGUUCAUCAUCCUGGCUGUCAGCUCAGAUUCUCACCUCCACACCCCCAUGUACUUCUUCCUCUCCAAUCUGUCCUUUGUGGACAUCUGUGUCACCUCUACCACUGUCCCCAAGAUGCUGCACAACAUUCACACUGAGAGCAAAAGCAUUACCUAUGAGGGCUGCAUUAUUCAGAUGUGUUUCUUCAACAUCUUUGCUGGAUUGGAUGAUUUUCUCCUGACUGUGAUGGCCUAUGACCGCUUUGUGGCCAUCUGCCACCCCCUGCACUACACAGUCAUUAUGAACCCACAGCUCUGUGGACUGCUGGUUCUGACAUGCUGGAUUAUAAGCAUCCUGUUGUCUGUUUCACAGAGUUUGUUGGUGUUACGGUUGUCCUUUCGCAAAGUAGUGGAACUCCCUCAUUUUUGGUGUGAACUCAGUCAGCUGAUCCAACUUGCCUGUUCUGACACCUUUCUGAACAAUUUGGUGAUGUAUUUAGUGGUUGUUUUUUUGGGUGGUGGCCCCAUGAUAGGUAUCCUUUACUCUUACGCUAAGAUUAUUUCCUCUAUACAGAGAAUCUCAUCAGCUCAGGGCAAGUAUAAAGCCUUUUCUACCUGUGCCUCUCACCUCUCUGUGGUGUCCUUAUUUUAUUGUUCAGUCAUAGGUGUGUACCUGAGCUCUGCUGGUACCCUCAGCUCACACUCCACUGCAAGAGCCUCGGUGAUGUAUGCUGUGGUCACUCCCAUGCUGAAUCCAUUUCUCUAUAGUCUGAGGAACAAAGACAUAAAAGAGGCUCUAAGUGUUCUCCUAGGCAAAGAAAGAAGAACACAUCACUUUUCUUGA